UCUUAUUAUUAUUAUUACCCUGCUUAGCCUCCCUCCUCUCUCUUCUAUUAAACCUUCCUCUUCUACAAUGAAGAUUUCACUGUACGUAUUGGCAGACAGUUAUGUUAAAAAAAUUUAAGCUUUAGCUUAAAUACACAGAAGGAUGUUUGGCAUUAUAUGGAGCACGUUGUAUUGGUGGAUGCGUCCACUGAUCAAGUGGGUACUAAGACGUACCACCAGAUUGUGUGAGCUACAACGUAUAUGCUAUGGCGAAUACAAAGGAGCUCAAAGGACUUGUGGUGUUGAAUUCUCGCUCAAGCACAGUCGCACUCCAGAGAUCCAAAAGUGUGUCAAAUAUAUGGACAGCAAAUGCCAAGAAUGCACCCUGAAGCGUGACCUCAUCUACUAUGCUGUAUUUGCUAUUGUCAGGAUCAAAAUGAUCAACACAAAGAUUCACAAAAGAUUCACAGACAUCUUAGGGGAAUGCCUAACUCAAAUCUGGGGCUAUCGACAGUUAACUGCUGAAAUAGAAAUUAUACGCAGAGAGAUGUUUGACUCGACAAUUCCAAGCCACGAGGAGAAGUUGCAAAGGCUUUGGGCUGCCUUAAUGCCAGGAGUCAUACUUGAGACAAGGAUAACGAAGCAGUGGCAAAUCAUUGGUUUUCAAGGUGAUGAUCCACAGACUGACUUUCGUGGCAUGGGGAUCCUUGGUUUAGAAAAUUUGCUGUACUCCUUCGCCAUUGUUGGCAUCAAUAUCACCCAUAUGGCUUAUAGCCUUCUUCAAAGUGGUGAUGCAAAGAUUCACUUCUACAAUGCAUCUAAGAGGUUUCCAGAAGUACGGGCAUUCCAUCAGUUCUACUGCUACCUUUUUUUCUCUUUCGAUGAACUCUGGCGCCAAGAGAAACCUCGGGAUAUGAUGGAAUUCUCUCGUGUUAGAGACAAGUUUGAGAGGCAGGUAAAACAAAAGCUUAAAAAUCCUACAGCCUAUUUUAAGUGUAACUUUGUACUCGAGAAUAUUUAAUUUAAACUUGUAUAAUUGCUAAUAUAUAGAAUUGAUUUUGUUAGAAAUAUUUGGACAGUCAGAAAUAUUACUCCAUCAGAAUACAGUAUCCUAUAAUGAUAUAUAAUAAAAUGACCUUGUUACCUGGUACUUAUAAGGAUGUUGACUGAAAGUGAAUUACUGUAUGUAUAAGAACAAGGGAUUUUAUAAGGAACUUUUAUAAAAAAAAUCAACAUUUUUUAAUAGGUUCCCAAUGAAUAUUAACAGCAGUUGAAUAAAUUUAAUCGUAGAAAACAUGAAUAUAAAUAUUUCUAUAUGAAAAAGUAAUAAUAAAUAAAGUAUGCUGGGAAAAAUUAUACAAUAAUUUUAUAAACUUUCUUACCAAGUAUUAGUAUGGUAUUGUACAUCAAUAAUUUUGUGUAAGGAGACUGCCACUUGAAGAGCGAGACAGAAUUAAAGUUAAGAUAUUCUUAUCAAUAAUAUGAUUUAAUGGAUUUUAAUUUAUUUUUAUAUAAAAAAUACUACAUUCUGGAAUGUGUGACAUCUCCAAAGUUCCUGUCUGUGAGUUAGGAACUGAUCAAAGUUUCCUUAUUAACAUCUUUUAGUAUUGAUGUUUUGUCAUACAUUGAUUAACUUUGCAUGUUAAAAAAAAAUGUUUGUCAUUUGAAAGGGUUAUUCUUCAGAGUACAAUUAUUACCAAAUAUCGUAUGUGUUUAUUCAUAUUUAAUGAUCAUUUAGCUUAAGAACACUUUUUCAGUAUUAUGUUUAAAAGGAGUUAAGUGAAGGAGGAGCAUAGUUUUAACACCUGAUGUGAACUAAUCGGUAGUAAAGAAUAUCAUUUGUUAUAAAUGCCAUGUAUAACCAUGUGCUGUAGGGCAUAAAUUUAUUUUUUUAAGCAAUUUUUUUUAAUGGUACAUAGGACUCCACAAUAAUGAGCAGUAAUGGUGACAUGAUCUUUCUGUAAUUUUUAUAAGGAUCCUGUAACAAAAUUUUAAGAAAAUUAUAUAAAUAAAUUGUUACAGACAGAUGGACAAAUACAAUUUUGUAGAUUUAUAAACACUGGUGUUCUCAAGUCAUAUUUUCAUAUGCACUACUUGGUGUGAAUUCUCCAAUUAAUUUUUGUUACAGAUUAUGAUGUGGCUUAAGUCUGUGUGUGGAUUUGAUAUUUUAUAUAGUAUUUUUAGAUAAUGAAGUGCCAUUAAACUCUUAAAUCUACAUUUGAUGAUGGACAUGCUGUUUGAGUAAGGUAAAAACUAACCUAAAGUUUUCUGGGAUGCUCUCUACUGGGUAACACUUCCUCUUUAUAUUUUUAAAUGUAAUUGCAGAAGAGUUUCCAAGGAAAGAAAGAGAGCUAGAGAGAGAGAGCGCACAAACAAGUGUGAGUAUAGGAGCGCAAGAGAGACCAUGACGCAAGAUAGCGUAGAAAAACAAGUAGUGAAACUAUUCUAUGCUGCUGGUAUAGAUGAAAGGGUAACAUGUUUAAUUUUUAUGAAAAUUAAAUAUUGGAUA
Cherax quadricarinatus is the source of this 2488-nucleotide messenger RNA. The record is from RefSeq and is a predicted model, not a curated record. Lineage: Eukaryota; Metazoa; Arthropoda; Malacostraca; Decapoda; Parastacidae.